This is a messenger RNA of Fusarium tjaetaba, 1155 nucleotides long. Its product is annotated as alcohol dehydrogenase (FDH1). Gene Ontology annotation, cellular component: cytosol. Bases 1 to 1155 code for a protein of 384 amino acids. The transcript has 5 exons. Gene Ontology annotation, molecular function: zinc ion binding; S-(hydroxymethyl)glutathione dehydrogenase [NAD(P)+] activity. NCBI's taxonomy places the organism in Eukaryota, Fungi, Ascomycota, Sordariomycetes, Hypocreales, Nectriaceae. The record is from RefSeq and is a predicted model, not a curated record. Gene Ontology annotation, biological process: formaldehyde catabolic process.
AUGUCUACCGUGGGCAAGACCAUCACCUGUAAGGCCGCCGUCGCCUGGGAGGCCGGUAAGCCUCUGUCCAUCGAGGACAUUGAAGUUGCUCCUCCCAAGGCCAACGAGGUCCGUAUCCAGGUCUACUACACUGGUGUUUGCCACACAGAUGCCUACACUCUCUCCGGUAAGGACCCUGAGGGUGCUUUCCCCAUUGUCCUCGGACACGAGGGUGCCGGUAUCGUUGAGUCGGUUGGUGAGGGCGUCACCAACGUCAAGCCUGGUGACCACGUUGUUGCCCUUUACACCCCCGAAUGCAAGGAGUGCAAGUUCUGCAAGUCCGGAAAGACCAACCUCUGCGGCAAGAUCCGAGCCACUCAGGGCAAGGGUCUGAUGCCCGAUGGUACCUCUCGAUUCAAGUGCAAGGGCAAAGAUCUACUUCAUUUCAUGGGCACCUCCACCUUCUCUCAGUACACCGUCGUCGCCGACAUCUCCGUAGUCGCCAUCGAGCACGAUGCUCCUAUGGACCGAACCUGUCUGCUUGGCUGCGGUAUCACCACUGGAUAUGGUGCUGCUACCAUUACAGCCAACGUUCAGGAGGGUGACAACGUGGCCGUCUUCGGUGCCGGAUGUGUCGGUCUUUCAGUCGUUCAGGGUGCCGCUGCCCGUAAGGCUGGCAAGAUCAUUGUUGUUGAUGUCAACCCCUCCAAGAAGGCCUGGGGUGACAAGUUUGGUGCUACUCACUUCGUGAACCCCACCGAGCUCGGUGACCAAUCCAUCCAAGACAAGCUCAUUGAGAUGACUGAUGGUGGUUGUGACUACACCUUCGACUGCACUGGCAACGUUGGUGUCAUGCGUGCUGCCCUCGAGGCUUGUCACAAGGGUUGGGGUGAGAGCAUUGUCAUCGGUGUUGCUGCCGCUGGUCAGGAAAUCUCUACUCGACCUUUCCAACUUGUUACUGGCCGAGUGUGGCGAGGAUGUGCAUUCGGUGGUGUCAAGGGCCGCUCUCAGCUGAACGACCUUGUCGCCGACUACAAGAAGGGUGAUCUCAAGGUCGACGAGUUCAUCACCCACCGCAAGACUCUCGGCGAGAUCAACAACGCCUUUGAGACGAUGAAGCAAGGCGACUGCAUCCGUGCCGUCGUCGAUAUGCAAAAGCUUGAGCCUAAAAUUUAA